Messenger RNA from Bombus pyrosoma, 447 nucleotides. RefSeq lists its product as uncharacterized. The record is from RefSeq and is a predicted model, not a curated record. The coding region runs from base 1 to 447 and encodes 148 amino acids. Lineage: Eukaryota; Metazoa; Arthropoda; Insecta; Hymenoptera; Apidae. The transcript has a single exon.
AUGUUGGAUACGACGAAGGAAAUGGCCUCCCGCGACGUGGCGCCGGGCCCGGACGAAGUCCCGGGACGGAUAUGGGCGGAGACAAUGGCAGUCAUGGCCCCCAGACUACGUCACCUAUUUACAAGGUGUCGGAGGGAGGGAGUAUACCCUCGGAUAUGGUGCAUGACGAGGCUGGUCCUGCUACGGAAGGAGGGACGACCGACAGACUGGCCGACUGCAUAUCUUCCGGUGUGCCUACUGAAUGAAGUGGGCAAGCUUCUUCGAAACAGUCAGUGCCGCCUGUCUGGAGGCCCACAUGUCAAGGCUAGUGCCCGGUUGGCACGAAAGCCAGUACGGCUUCCGGCGGAGCCGCUCGACGGUGGAUGCGGUGAACUGGGUACGAGAGAUGUCACGGGCCAUGGUUUCCUGGGGUGGAGUAGCGCUGGCAGCCUCUUUAAACAUAGUUAA